Messenger RNA from Populus euphratica (Euphrates poplar), 1432 nucleotides. Its product is annotated as ubiquitin-conjugating enzyme E2 32-like. The transcript is spliced from 5 exons. Bases 202 to 1134 code for a protein of 310 amino acids. The record is from RefSeq and is a predicted model, not a curated record. NCBI's taxonomy places the organism in Eukaryota, Viridiplantae, Streptophyta, Magnoliopsida, Malpighiales, Salicaceae.
CGUUUUAACUUAUCCCAUUAAUAUCUUUUCAACGGGCAUUCCAUCGACUCCAGCUCCAACACCAACAAGCAGAUAUCUAUUUCGUCUUCCUUUCCUUAAUAUACUUUCAACCCUCCAUUCUCGUCUACAGACCUUAAUUUCUCUCCAUAUAACCGGCGGUUGUGGUCGUGGAUCGAUUAGAUCAGUCGAUCUAAAAAAGCGAUGGCCGAGGACAAGUAUAAUCUGAAAAAUCCAGCUGUGAAGAGGAUUUUACAGGAAGUUAAAGAGAUGCAAUCGAACCCAUCUGAUGAUUUCAUGAGCCUCCCUCUUGAGGAGAAUAUAUUUGAAUGGCAAUUUGCUAUAAGAGGACCAGGAGAGACUGAAUUUGAAGGAGGGAUUUAUCAUGGGAGGAUUCAGUUGCCUGCCGAGUAUCCAUUUAAGCCUCCUUCUUUUAUGUUGCUGACGCCAAAUGGGCGUUUUGAAACGCAGACAAAGAUAUGCUUAAGCAUAUCAAAUCAUCAUCCUGAGCAUUGGCAGCCGUCAUGGAGUGUAAGAACAGCUCUAGUAGCACUUAUUGCAUUCAUGCCCACCAGCCCGAAUGGUGCGUUGGGCUCGCUAGACUACAAGAAAGAGGAAAGGCGUGUUUUAGCUGUUAAAUCUCGUGAAGCAGCCCCGAGAUUUGGGACCCCUGAACGUCAAAAACUCAUUGAUGAGAUUCAUCAAUACAUGCUUAGCAAGGCGCCAUCUGUUCCUCAACCAAACCCUGCACAGGGUUCUGAAGAACACCCUAACAACAGUGUGUGUGAAACCCAGGAAAGUCCCCAAGAUGCUGGGGCUGCAACUGCUGCUGAAGACCUUCCAAAUCCAGCUGUUGGUGAAAUUCAGGAAGUGGGCGAGAGGGUCUUUGAAGAAGUGCUUGAAGCUCACAUUACUGCGAACCCUAGUUCUGCUGGAACCAGUGCAUCAAGAGAGGUUCCUGCUAAAUGUUCAAGCGAUCAGAUACCGCAAAGGCAAGUGACUAGGGUUCAAAAACCAGCCGAUGAUAGGUUGUUCACAUGGGCUGCUGUUGGACUCGCCAUUGCAAUUGUGGUUCUUUUGCUGAAGAAGUUUAUGAAAUCUAGUGGAUAUGGUGCCGUCUUCAUGGAUGGAUCUUAGGUAUAGUGAUUUUUAUGAAACAAUUUAUAGAAAAAGGGAAUCUAUGUCAUUUUUACACCAGGAUUGUUUGUAUUCGCAGUAUAUGUUAUGAUCCGAUUGACAUGCACCAUUAUUGUAAUUAAUAAUGUGGAUGAGCAACUCAUUUGCAUUGACAAGUUUGGAAGUAUUUUAGUAUAUCUAUAUUUGAUUGUUGUAGAUGCGUCCGUUUCUGGAGCGAUUACUGGAAUUGCUUUUGGAAGGUCAUCUAACUGUUCGAGUGUGUCUUUUAAUAAUAUUCAUGCAGCAUGAUUUAUUUUCA